GUCCUCUCUCCCAGCACUGUCCCCUCUCUGCCCAGCUUUGUCCCCUCUGUCCCCUCGGCCCAGCCCUGUCCCCUCUCCUGGGCUGUCCCCUCUCUCCCCUCUCUGUCCCCUGUCCCCCAGCGCUGUCCCCUCUCUCGCAGCCCGUUCCCGGGAUGGCAGUGGCUCGGGCAGUGGCUCAGGCGGUGGCUCUGGCGGUGGCGCUGGCGGUGGCGCUGCUGCCGCUGGCAGCCGAGGCGGGGAAGGAGCCGCUGCUGAACGUCUGCAUGGAUGCCAAGCACCACAAGAGCGAGCCGGGCCCCGAGGGCAAGCUCUACGAGCAGUGCUCCCCCUGGAAGGACAACGCCUGCUGCACGGCCAACACCAGCCUGGAGGCGCACAAGGACCAGUCCUACCUCUACAACUUCAACUGGAACCACUGCGGGGUGAUGCCACCCAAGUGCAAGCGCCACUUCAUCCAGGACACGUGCCUGUACGAGUGCUCCCCCAACCUGGGGCCCUGGAUCCAGCAGGUGGACAGCAGCUGGAGGAGGGAGAGGAUCCUGCACGUGCCCCUGUGCAGGGAGGACUGCGAGGAGUGGUGGCAGGACUGCAAGGAUGCCCUCACCUGCAAGGAGAACUGGCACAAGGGCUGGAACUGGGCCACAGGAACCAACCGCUGUCCCUGGGGCUCCGAGUGCCGGCCCUUCCACCAGGUGUUCCCCCGGCCCCAGGACCUGUGUGAGAAGAUCUGGUCCGGCUCCUUCAGGCUCAGCCCCGAGCGCCGGGGCAGCGGCCGCUGCAUCCAGAUGUGGUUCGACCCUGCCCGAGGCAACCCCAACGUGGCCGUGGCCCGGUACUACGCCGGGAUAAAGAGAUCGUCCCCCGGCCAGGAGGGCACCCUGGCUCCCCAGAGCGAUGGCAGCGGGCGGGCUCUGCCCUGCCCUGCGCUGCUCCUGCUGCCCCUGCUGCCCCUGGCCCUGCUGCUGCUGCUGCCCCCAGAGGGGGGGCUCCCGGGCAUGGGGCUCCCUGUGACCCCUCUGGGACAGGGCACAGCCUGCAGGAGCUGGCACAAACAGCUCUGUCCGUCCGUCUGUCCCAGGGCUCAGCAUAGGUUGUGCUGCUGGACCGUGGCACCACCUCUCUGCUGACCAGAACAGGGAUUUCCCUGCCUGUGCCUCCGGGGAAGAGCAGGGCAGUCUCUGCUCUGCUGUGGGAGCUGCUGCACCUCUGUUCCUCCCCUGGCUGAGCUCUGGUGUUGGUGCUUUGGGCUGCUGUG
Messenger RNA from Agelaius phoeniceus (red-winged blackbird), 1255 nucleotides. RefSeq names its product folate receptor gamma-like. Gene Ontology annotation, cellular component: external side of plasma membrane. The record is from RefSeq and is a predicted model, not a curated record. Gene Ontology annotation, molecular function: signaling receptor activity. Lineage: Eukaryota; Metazoa; Chordata; Aves; Passeriformes; Icteridae.